Eufriesea mexicana is the source of this 1810-nucleotide messenger RNA. RefSeq names its product phospholipase DDHD1. The transcript has 10 exons. Gene Ontology annotation, molecular function: metal ion binding; glycerophospholipase activity. The coding region runs from base 5 to 1810 and encodes 601 amino acids. The record is from RefSeq and is a predicted model, not a curated record. Gene Ontology annotation, cellular component: cytoplasm. NCBI's taxonomy places the organism in Eukaryota, Metazoa, Arthropoda, Insecta, Hymenoptera, Apidae.
CAGAAUGUCUGACAGUAAGAUUGAAAUUGAUCCUUUCAGUGAAACAGCUCUGGAAUUUCAAAGUUGCGAAGGAGUUACAGAAACAACCAUAGAAUCAAAUUCAAAGGAAGAAUUACAAAAUGUAACAAUUGAAAUAACAUAUGCAGAACCUUUAACUGCAGAACAAAUACGAUGGUUUUAUAAAGAUGGUGUAGAUAAAAGAUGGGUAGAAUUCUGUGGAUAUGAUAGUUUAAGAAUUGAAAAUGCUUGGCAUAAUUAUCAAAAUUUACUUAGUAAAAGUAAUGAUGUAACUAACAAUCCACCUCCUAUUGGAAAAAUUGUAGUUAGGGGAGGAAUGUAUGAUGUAGAAUUAGAUAAGAUGAAAUGUGUUUCUAUUUAUUGUCCAGGUGAAGAAUGGGAAAUAAUGAGAGGAACUUGGUAUUAUGAUGGCAGUUGGUUACCUUUAGAAUCAGAGCAAUCUAAAGUUAUAGAAGAAGUUCAUCUUAAUCUUUUUCAAAAGCAAUUUUCUGGUCAAUCCACUUCAACUUGUGAUACACCUUCUCACUCUUAUAAAAUAUUACACACUGAACAUUUUCCAGAAUUUCAUGUUGAUUGGCAUAGUAUAAAUGAUGUAGUAUUAUACAGUGAAUAUAGACAUAGUAAAUUAAUGCGUAGUGUUACAUCAAAACUGGGUUUUGCAAAAACAACAGGCUAUCAGUUAAGAAGAGGAUAUAAGGAUGCUGCUGUAAUGGAGGAUAAACCUCACGAUAUUGAUCAUAUAAUAUUUGUAGUUCAUGGAAUUGGUCAAAAAAGAGAUACUGGAAAAAUUAUUCGUAACACAACAUUGUUUAGAGAUUGUGUAGAUUGGUUGAAACAAAAAUAUUUUCCUAAUUCCAAUUAUAGAGUAGAAUUUUUUCCGGUUGAAUGGCGAUCAUCAUUAAAACUUGAUGGAGGUAUAGUAGAAGCUAUCACACCUUUUAGCGUAGUAAGCAUACGGGACUUGUUAAAUACAUCAGCAAUGGAUAUUCUCUACUAUACAAGUCCUCUUUAUGGAGGGGAAGUAAGAGCUGGGUUACAAAAAGAGUUAAAUAGAUUGUAUUUUAUGUUUGCUAGUCGUCAUCCUGGUUGGAAAGGAAAAGUUUCAAUUCUAGCACAUUCUUUGGGAUGUGUAAUUGUUUAUGACAUUGUCACAGGCUGGAUGGGUCCAGAUACAAGACCUCCAUCUCCAGAAACACAAGAAGUUUUAAAACAACGAUUACAAUUUCCAAUUGAAAAUUUAUUUUGUUUGGGUUCUCCAUUAUCAGUAUUUCUUGCAUUACGUACUCCUCCAUCCAACAGAACAGAUGUGAUGCCUGAAGGUUUAUGCAAAAGAUUUUACAAUAUAUUUCACUGGUCUGAUCCUGUAGCUUAUAGAAUGGAGCCACUUCUAGAGAGAGGAUACAGCAAAAUUGAACCUGUUCUUAUUCCUCGAUACGGAGGAGUUGAUGGACAACAAACAGAACAGUCACCUCCAACAAUGAGUAAUGCUGACCAAAAUUUUUCUCCUACAGAUAAUGAUGAAAGAGAAGAAAAUUCGGUAGAUAUAUCUAAUCGCACACCAGACAAAGGUUGGAGUCUUUGGGGCUUAGUUAGAGCUGGUUGGAAUGUUAAAGAAGGUGUUUCUACACCUAUUCAACCAGGUCAAGAAUUAGCACAACGAUUGGAUUAUGUACUUCGAGCAAGUUUAGGAAGAAAUUAUUUAUAUACAUUAGCAGCGCAUACAACAUAUUGGAGUAACUAUGAUGUAGCUUAUUUUGUGCUAACAAGACUUUUUCCAACACUAGAAACAUGA